Thunnus maccoyii (southern bluefin tuna) is the source of this 2491-nucleotide messenger RNA. RefSeq names its product olfactory receptor 1-like. Gene Ontology annotation, cellular component: membrane. Gene Ontology annotation, molecular function: G protein-coupled receptor activity; olfactory receptor activity. NCBI's taxonomy places the organism in Eukaryota, Metazoa, Chordata, Actinopteri, Scombriformes, Scombridae. Gene Ontology annotation, biological process: G protein-coupled receptor signaling pathway. Bases 935 to 1942 code for a protein of 335 amino acids. The record is from RefSeq and is a predicted model, not a curated record. The transcript has a single exon.
UUGUCCCAGAACCAUGAAUGUUUGUACAAAAUUUUAUCCAUCCUGAAGAUUUUCAGAUAUUUCACUGGAUAAUUGAAAAGUUUGAUCUGAUGAUGGCACUGGAUGAUCACCAAAGUCAAACAACCUUACUAAAUUUCUUGGCAAUCGAUCUAAUAGUUGAUAAGAUCAGUUUGGUAUAGAGUAAUAGACUGUCUGACCAAUGUUGCCAUCCAUAAAAAGCCAUGCCACUAAAUGACUAGAAAACAACCCUCCAUACUCCCCACUCUAUAUUUUAGUUUAUGACCAAAUAAAAACCUAAUGACAUUCCUAGCAGCCUCUGCUGUACUUUGUGUUAGUGCUAAUUAGCAAAUUUUAGCAUGCUAACAUGUUAAACUAAACGAAAACAGAAACAUUAUGCACUUUGAGCUGCAUUUUGUUUAUGUGAAAGGUGCCAUAUGAAGUUUAUUAUUAUUAUAUUAUUAGUAUAUCUACUUAGCACUAGCAUGUCUUUUUGAGCAUGUUAGCAUGCUGAUGUUAACAUUUAACUUAAAGCACAGCUGUCCAAUGCACAGUCUUAUGGAGCUGCUAGCAUGGCUGUAGACUUGUUUUAAAAUACUGAUUAUGCUACUUUCUGCUGUUUGUUUGACUGAUGAUUCACUGGUGACAGCAAUUCACAGAGGUGAUUACAUCAUCAAAAUAAUGACAGAAACUUUGAAGUGGCCUGUAUGAAUAUCCAAUUCAUUACCGUGGGACACAGCCACCUGCACUCAGCCCACAAUGAAAGCAGCAAAGUAUAAAUGACAGGUCUCUCAUAGUACAGCUCACUUUAGUGCACUGCACACUUGAUAUAAUCUGAGGUGAGUUUGGUUACAGCAACAUUUAUCAAAUAAAUUGUGUCAUCCUUUAUUAUUAUUAUAUAUUUUUCUUUUUACAUCCAAGGAAACAGAUAUCCAUAAUGAGCCCUGAAGAGAAAGCUGCCACCAUAUUUAAUGCAACAUUUGUUCGCCCUGCAAAAUUCUAUAUCAGUGGAUUUUCUAACAUCCCUCAUGUUGAGUAUUACUAUGUAUUCCUGUGUUUUGUUUAUGUCAUGACUGUUCUUGGUAAUGUUCUUCUCCUCUCAGUUAUCUACCUGGUUGAGGCUCUUCAUACUCCUAAAUACAUGAUUGUGUCCAACCUGGCUGUGACAGAUUUGUGUGGCAGCACUGCUCUUAUUCCAAAACUUUUGGACACAUUUUUGUUUGAUAAGAGGUACAUUGUCUAUGAGGCUUGCUUGAGUUAUAUGUUCUUUGUUUUAUUCUUUUUAUGUGUGCAAUCAUGGACGCUUGUCACUAUGGCAUAUGACAGAUUUAUAGCAAUUUGCUUUCCUUUAAAGUACCAUAGUAUUGUGACUAAACCAGCUAUUACCACAAUGCUGAUGUUUGUAUGGGGUUUUUUAUUGAGUUUCGUAGCGUUUAGUGUAGGGCUUAUUGAUCGCCUGUCUUUCUGUAGAUCUUUGGUGAUAAAGAGCUUUUUCUGUGAUCAUGGACCAGUAUAUUAUCUGGCCUGUAAUGACACUUCUUUAAAUAACAUAAUGGCAUAUGUUGCUUUCAUUAUAGUCCUCUGUAUUCCUCUUAUACUAAUAGGAAUCACAUAUGUUUGCAUUGCCAUAGCACUGAGCAGGAUUGCAUCAGGAGAGGAGCGACACAAAGCUUUAAAAACUUGUACUUCUCACCUGAUCAUUGUGGCUAUUUUCUUCCUACCAAUAGUGGGCAUCAACAUAGCUGCAGUGGCCUCCAACAUCCAUCCUAACGCCAGGAUCAUAAACUCCUCGUUGACACACACCAUACCAGCUUUGCUUAAUCCUAUUGUGUACUCUUUAAAGACAGAAGAGGUGCUGAACUCUGUAAAGAAGGUUUUCAAGAGAAAUAGGCUUAGCAACACAACCUCAUCCAGAAAGGUGAACUCUUUAUCAGUGCUGUAUUGACGCAGUAGGGUGCAAUAGAAUAUUUGUGAUUUGUAACUCUGUACUCAUAACUUCUCACUAAUAAGUACUACAGUUUUACUAUUAAAAUGGCUAUUAUGUGUUAUCUUGUCAUUGAAUGUAUUUUUCUGGUGCAUUAUCCAAAUGACUGUAUGAUCUCCUUUGCAAAAUUAAAUCAGGGAUUUUAACAUGUUGUGAAUGUACACCGCUGAACAUGAAGUUAUUUGGGAAAAAGAAACAAUUCAUCUACAGCAUCACCAGCAACUGUUGUUUUACAAAAGCCGGGUCUCCAAUAAUGACCGGGGGUGUGGUCGGCACAAACAAAUAAAGGUCGGCCCCAAAUACAGGCCGGGGAGGGAAAAAACAAGGAUGGAUUAAGGCCGCAUUCAGACCAAAUCAGGUGUUGCUGCGCACCGCUGCAGGGUUGUACGGUGGUGUGUGGGGGUGUGUGUGUCUUUAUUUGUGCUCUAGAAAGUAACUGCUGUGCAACAACUAGAUAUUUUUUUAUUGAUCUGAUUCACUGCUUUCUUACCAGCUCCAUCUCUUCAUUCA